Linum trigynum is the source of this 1390-nucleotide messenger RNA. The record is from the annotation of a GenBank genome assembly. NCBI's taxonomy places the organism in Eukaryota, Viridiplantae, Streptophyta, Magnoliopsida, Malpighiales, Linaceae.
CCUCCUUUUACAGGAGGAAAACACCCCAUUCCCUCCAUCCAAAAAACAAUCCCACCUUCCAAAAACAAUGCAGAUUAGCUCCGGUCACGGCCACAAAUCGGCCGCGGCCGGACUACUACUCGCUCUCCUCCUGAUCAGCAGCGGCGCCACUACUGAUCGCAGUGACGGCGCUGCUACCUCUUCUGUUGCUGUCGCAUCAGCGACAGCAGCAAGCAAGAGGGUUCAUAAGGGCGCCCCGAUUGCGGCCGCACAGUUCAUGGGGCCGCAGAACGCAGCGAGGGCGGCCCUGAACAUGCCGCCCUUGCGGUGGGACGGGAGGCUGGCGGCGUACGCGUCCCGGUACGCGGCGCAGCGGAAGUGGGACUGCGAGCUGGUGCACUCCAACGGGCCGUACGGGGAGAACAUAUUCUGGGGGAGCGGUGACGGGUGGACGCCGGCGCAGGCGGCGAGCGCGUGGGUCGGGGAGCGGAGGUGGUACAGCUACUGGUCGAACUCGUGCGCCGGGGACCAGGACUGCGGCCACUACACGCAGAUCGUGUGGCGGGGGACGAAGCGGGUCGGGUGCGCCCGGGUGGUCUGUUCGGGCGGCCAGGGUGUGUUCAUGACUUGUAAUUACGACCCGCCUGGGAAUUACGUUGGGGAGAGACCUUAUUGAGUUUGAUUAAUAUUCUCAUUAUAUAUAUGAUUAAUUAAUCAUCGUAAUGAUAGAUUUCCAAUUUUGAUUUUAAUUCCAUUCCUUGUCUUCGUUCCGCCCAUGGGCUUGCUCCUAAUCUCAUUGUAACCAGUGAUCAUCGAUUAUUAUUAUUAAUUAACGGAUUGAGUCCAGUGGUAUCGAGAAAGAAAGCGAAUUGAGUUGGAAAAUAGUUUGGUUGAUAUUGGAUUGAGUGGAUCAAAUUAUUGCCGAUACAUAAGGUGAUUAAACUUUUUCAUUCUUUUAUUAUGUUAUGUUUUCUUGUUUGUGAGAUGAAGAAAUAAGCUAAUAUGGAACUGAAUUAGGCAUAAUGUGAUUUUUUUGUUAUGUUUUUCUUUUUUAUCAUUACUGUCCAAUGAUUAUUGAUUCGACUCUAUGCAAAUUUAAUACAACCAAACUGAUAAUCUCAGUUGCGUUCGAUUGCCGCUUUGAGUCAAAGAGGUGUGUUCAUGAGUUGUUAAGUUGUUAGGAGGUUACCAUAUAUUGAGAAAGGAAAUUGAGACUAAUCAUCAAUGAGAUUACAUUGGACUAAUUUUCAUAUCACUCUGAUUUUGGUCAUGCAUGUUUGCCCACCAAAAUACAUUACCUUUUAGAUGGGCAGAUUAGUAGGUCUUGGUGAGCAGGGAUGCGAAUGAGUCGAGUCGAGUCAAGUUUUAUCUCAGUUUGAACUCGACUCGUUAAUAAACAAAUUGAGCUUGA